Galendromus occidentalis (western predatory mite) is the source of this 840-nucleotide messenger RNA. RefSeq names its product myb-like protein P. The record is from RefSeq and is a predicted model, not a curated record. The coding region runs from base 1 to 840 and encodes 279 amino acids. The transcript has 3 exons. NCBI's taxonomy places the organism in Eukaryota, Metazoa, Arthropoda, Arachnida, Mesostigmata, Phytoseiidae.
AUGAAUUCUCUGGUGCAUCACGACGUCCUUGCCUCAGGCCUCAUCCGCAAGGAGACCGUGCUCGGAGGCUUGAUUCAACCGAGCAGCCAGAACGACACUCCUCCACAGACUACGACAAGGAGCUCUUCAACCCAACCCAACAGACGAGAUAGCAACAGUUCCGAGGAUUCCGAGAUCACGCGCCUAUUUCCAAAGUGUAAGAAGUCGUCGAUCCUCAGCAACGGGCAACUCAAACAAACACUAGUCGGAAAUAACGCAUUGUCGCAAAAACUCCGAGGACGUGGAGGAACUCGUUUUGACGAAGAAGGAAAUCGGACACUAUCUUGUCGAGAUCAGAAUCAGAAUCCUCAGACCGUUGGGGAGCAGCAUCGUUUAUCGCAAAAUUUGAACCAACUGGCAAACACAGAUAACACUCGGAGACCAAUGGAUCUCCACCGGGUCCACAACUCUGCACAUAAGCCACAUAAGCUUUUGCGGUCGUCUGACGCCCUCAUCAGUUCGCCGACGGACAACGAAAGCUUUCUGAUGGAACAGCAGCAGCAGCAACAUCAUCAUCAGCAGCAGCAACAACAACAACAUCUGCAGCAGCAACAGAGUCAACAACAAAACCAACAACACCAUCACCACUACCAUUUGCAUCAUCGAGAGAAAUCUGAUCGGAGCGGUGGUGGCGGUGGAAAUAGUACUAAUGAGCCACGAGAGGAAACUGUAAACAUCACCGAUAACCUCCUGAGCGAAGUGACGACGACACCCAGAGGUGGAGCUAGCCUCGACUCGGAUCUUCCACCCCUGCCGAAGGAGAGCCGGAACUCUCUCGGAGUCACUUUCAAAGGUCAGUGA